Molecule: messenger RNA, 1548 nt
Organism: Cyclocybe aegerita
Lineage: Eukaryota; Fungi; Basidiomycota; Agaricomycetes; Agaricales; Hemipholiotaceae
Source: the annotation of a GenBank genome assembly
AUGGAGGAUCACUCACUUGGAGAAGAUCGAACCGACAGGACUCCCGAAUGCCAAUGCCCCUCCUGCCACAAGUUGAAAAGCAUCAACAGCAAGCUCACAGAGGCGAAACAGCUCGUUGAACAGCUAGUAGCUGAAAAAGUCGCGAUCAAAGUCGAACUCAACAUGGCUCACGAUCCUGUCACGGGCAAACUCCCCGUCGAGGUCACCGUGCGUGUCUUCUCUGUCGCUAUGAGCGAUUGGGGCAGACUUCCUACACCAUUAUAUGAAGGUAUCAGCCGUGUACCCCUGCUGUUUGGUGCUGUGUCCAGGAGGUGGAGGGAAAUUGCGUGGUCGACACCAUCCCUCUGGACAGAGGUGGACAUAUGCAUCUCAUCGACAAGGGUUACCACACAGAUGGACCUUCUAAAGGAAUGGCUCGAACGCUCAGGACAGCUCCCACUUUUGAUCGGUCUCUGCUGCAGUCAGAGGUGCUCCGAGAUCGACUCAAUCUACUUCACCAACAAGGCUAUCGACAUCCUCAACCAGCAUUCAGCCCGUUGGAAGGAUUUGAUUUUGGAUAUACCUGUCCAAUGCAUUCGUCGACUUGGAGGAGAUGUAGAAAGUGGCUCUCGCCUCACCGACAUCGCCAUCUAUCCUUCUCCGGAGCAAUCGCAACCCGACCGACAUCUUACCAAAUUGCACCUUCCAAAUGCAACCCCGCGGAAUGUCACUUGCGCCGAUCUGACAUUCAGAGGGCUCGAAAUAAAUUGGGCCAAGGUCACCAAGGUCGACCUUAAGCUGUUGUUCGUCGACGAGUGCCUUCAACUCUUCCGGGUCGCCCCACAGCUUAUGGAUUGCAUAAUUGGAGGCAUUGUUCCAGGAAGCGAUACAUACCCCAUCCCCUCGCGCCUACUCGUCCUUAACUCCCUCAAGCGUCUCUCCAUAUCAUUCGAUAACGUCACUCCGUCCAUGCUACUAAGCCACAUUCAAACCCCAUUCCUUGAGGACGUCAUUUACUGCGGGCCUGAUCUCAUCGGCUUGAAGUCGUUGAUCAUACGCUCUUCCUGUCCUUUGAGCAGUCUCUCCUUCUCCUUUAUUGGGGCGCAGUCUCCCGAAGUUGUCGACCUUCUACGCAACACCGCGCGGCUCAAGGACUUGGACUUAGAGUACUGUCAUCUCACCGACGAAUUUUUCGACUUGCUUGCGACAACUGCUUCCCUACCGCCGGGAGGGUUGGGCGAAGGAUUCCUUCCGUUACUCACACAACUGAAGAUAAGCAACCCAACAAUCGACUUUUCCUGGAAUGCGUUUGCGUCGAUGCUGGCGCCAACUGGUUCAGAGCCAGAAGGAAACCAUAGACGGCCCCUCUCUAAGGUAUCUUUCUACUUGGAACGUCACCUCCACAUUGGUCCUGGGCCGUACAUCGACGAAGUCGCUGUCUCGCGAUUGCUCAAGGCCAUCCAACAGGGAGUUCAUUUGUCCAUCAGACAAGGAAGUGGUUAUUUAGAUCUCCUGGAAGAGUCACGCAAAUUCCAUGAAGGUCGUCAUCGAGAAGCCGAGGGUACCUAG